CCCCCGCAAAUCUGGAGGAAGCACAGCGCAAAGCAAGAGCAUAGAGAGAGAUGGGGAGGAAGAAGGGAGUGCCAGAGUUCGAAGAAACCGGGCCAGAUGACUUCGACCCGGCCAAUCCCUACAAAGACCCGGUUGCCAUGCUGGAAAUGAGGGAGCAUAUAGUUCGAGAGAAAUGGAUCGACAUAGAGAAGGCGAAGAUCCUACGAGACAAAGUCAGGUGGUGUUACCGCAUCGAAGGAGUCAACCAUCUCCAGAAGUGCCGCCACCUCGUUCGCCUGUACCUUGACGCCACCCGCGGCAUUGGUUGGGGCAAGGAUGGCCGCCACCCGUCCCUCCACGGUCCGAAGGUUGAGGAGGUUGAGUCAGAAUGAGUGGCUGCAUUCAGCUAAGGAAGGGACUGAGUUUGGCCUGCAGACGUGAGGGAUCUGAGUAACUGUUCAAUGAAAUGGCUGUUAUUCUUGUUUUUAUUGUAAGAGUGUUUAGAAUCCAAAAUCUUGCUAUCCAUAACCGUACAUCAGGUAAUGAAAUAAGUUUGUUGUCAUUUCCCUGUUUGAUUGCUGAUGUGAUAAGAGUUGGAAGACAAUACAUAUUUUUUCUGCUAUAUUUGAGAAUUUGAACUGUUGCAUCCUACUGCAAAAUGAGAUCUGAUGCGACCUUAAUAAGUCAACAGCUUUGAAUCUUAAGAUGCUCUCAACUUGUAGUUUGACCAAGUAUAGAUACAUGAUUGGCUAUUUAUAUAUACAUAAAUAUGCUUCGAGCUAUUGCGAUUA
Messenger RNA from Gossypium raimondii (Peruvian cotton), 770 nucleotides. RefSeq names its product NADH dehydrogenase [ubiquinone] 1 beta subcomplex subunit 10-B. The transcript is spliced from 3 exons. The coding region runs from base 51 to 371 and encodes 106 amino acids. The record is from RefSeq and is a predicted model, not a curated record. NCBI's taxonomy places the organism in Eukaryota, Viridiplantae, Streptophyta, Magnoliopsida, Malvales, Malvaceae.